AUGGAUCCCUCGAAGAAAAAGCAAUAUCUUGCCGAUAGCCCACCAUCUGUCGUUCCUCUGGUGAUCAAGCCGCACUUCGAAGCACUUGCCCACACUGAACAGCUCUAUUCGCAUUAUAUCAGUAGCGCUUGCUUCGCUGGUACUAGAAUUGUCCUCAGACAGGUUUCUCCCGAAUCUGAGCCCAUUUACGACUUCAUCUUGACCUUGCACCAACACUGCAAUGGUGACUACUCCAAACUCAAAUCCGAAACUGGCCUUAACGAUGAGGACAUGAACCACUGGUUGCACUACGCUGCCCAAUUCCUUGGCAAUGCUGGAAACUACAAAUCAUUUGGUGACUCCAAGUUCAUCCCUCGUUUGGCACCGGAGAAGCUUGCAGCUCUUGGAAAGGUGUCUGGUGCAUCCAAGCACUAUGAGCUCUGCAAAGGUUCUUUCUAUGAGACCAAGGUUGAAGAUCUCAUGCACCUCGGCUACCCACCUCAGCAUCUCACCACUUACUAUCCUGACUCUCCCGAAAUUACCAAGGAUGAGAUUGCAGCCGUGGCAGACUUUGUCAAGGAGAACGGCAACCUGCUCCCUGAGAACACCCGUCUGAAGAAGCUAUCAUCAGGAGACUUCGAACUCCUAAUUGCUUCUGCAGACACCGAUCCCGCCAAGUCAGAAAGGGAUGUUUCCGAGACCUCAUUCACCCUGGAUACUGAGCCUGUCAAGGGUAAGAAAAUUACUCUCAAGUAUGGCGACCAUUCAAAGGAGAUGGAGAAGAUCGCAGCUUUCCUCACUGAGGCUAAGAAGCACUCCGCCAACAAGUAUCAGAGCGAUAUGCACAGUGAGUAUGUCAAGUCUUUCAAGACUGGCUCCAUGACUGCCCAUGUCCAAUCACAGCGUCACUGGAUCAAGGAUAAGGGUCCUGAUGUCGAGUCGAACAUUGGCUUCAUUGAGACCUACCGCGAUCCCCACGGUAUCCGCGGAGAGUGGGAAGGCUUUGUCUCCAUGGUCAACAAGGAACGUACCAAGGCAUUCGCUCACCUCGUUGCCGAAGCUCCCAAGAACAUCAAGAAACUUCCCUGGCCCGCUGAGUUCGAGAAGACUUUCGUUGCACCUGACUUCACUGCUCUCGAAGUUUUGUCGUUUGCUGGCUCAGGUAUCCCUGCUGGUAUCAACAUUCCCAACUAUGAUAGUGUCCGUCAGGAUCCCGAAGGAGGUUUCAAGAACGUCAGUCUGUCCAACGUCCUCUCAGCUAAGCCUCCGAACGAGAAGAUCCCAUUCAUCAAGGACGAGGAUAUGGAACUGUACAAGAAGUACGCAGAUGCUGCCUUCGAGGUCCAAGUCGGUCUUCACGAGCUGCUUGGCCAUGGUUGUGGCAAGAUAUUGCAAGAGACCGAGCCCGGAAAGUUCAACUUUGACCACAAGAACCCUCCUAUCUCACCCAUCACACAGAAGCCUAUCACUUCCUACUACAAGCCUGGCGAGACCUGGGGCUCAGUAUUUGGCGGCAUGGGUCCCAGUUAUGAGGAGUGCAGAGCAGAAUGUGUCGCCAUGGCUUUGUGCCCUGACUACGGCAUUCUCCAGAUCUUCGGCUUUGGAAAUGGUGAAAAGGACCUUCACGGAGAAGCUGGAAACGUCCUCUAUGCUGCAUACCUGUCCAUGGCCCGCGCCGGUGUAGCUGCUCUGCAGUUCUACAACGUGGAAGCCAAGAAGUGGGGACAAGCACACAUGCAAGCCCGUCACGCCAUUCUUAAGGUCUUCCUAUCCGAGCCAGAGUUCUGCAAGCUCGAGUACGCCAAGGACGAUCUCAGCGAUCUAACCAUCAAGCUCGACAGAACCAAGAUCGCUACCCAUGGCCGUCCUGCGGUCGAGAGGUUCUUGCAAAAGCUUCAAGUCUACAAAGCCACUGCAGAUCUCAAGGCUGGCAAGGAGCUGUACGAGGGUAUCACUAGCGUGGAUGAGUGGUUUGCUACCAAGGUCAGACCUGCUGUUCUGGCAGCAGCUCCCCCUCGCAAGGUCUUUGUGCAGGCAAACACUUUCAUCGAGGGUGACAAGGUUGUUCUCAAGGAAUAUCCCGCCACUCCCGAAGGUCUCAUCCAGAGUUAUGCCGACCGUGACUACAUUUGA
Messenger RNA from Aureobasidium musti, 2112 nucleotides. The record is from the annotation of a GenBank genome assembly. Lineage: Eukaryota; Fungi; Ascomycota; Dothideomycetes; Dothideales; Saccotheciaceae.